AUGAACUCAAGGAUAUUUUGCUUUUUUGCUGUGCUUGUUCUUAGUGUUUCAAUUUCAUUAGUUCUUUAUACUGUUAAUUCACCUGAGCAAAAACACCUUCGGAAGUUGAACCUCUCAGUGACUUCUAUCUUAGCAGAAGCCUGUGAUGCACUUAUUGAAGAGAAGGCAUUUUUUGUACAAGAAAACGCAUUAAAAACAUCAUUUGGGAGAACCUGUUGCACCAAAUACUUAAUUCAAAAUCAUUAUAUAACCAGCCCUCUCUCAGCAGAAGAAGCUGCCUUUCCUUUGGCUUAUAUCAUAACCCUUCAUAAGGAAUUUGAUACUUUUGAAAGACUUUUCAGGGCUAUUUAUAUGCCCCAAAAUGUUUACUGUAUCCAUGUGGAUCGGAAAGCAACUGCUAAGUUUAAGCAAGAUGUGGAGAAAUUAUUGAACUGUUUCCCCAAUGCUUUUCUUGCCUCUAAAAUGGAGCUAGUGGUAUAUGCUGGAAUAUCCAGACUUCAGGCGGAUUUGAACUGCAUGAAAGACCUGCUGGAAUCAGGAGUUCGGUGGAAGUACCUGCUCAACACGUGUGGACAAGAUUUUCCCUUGAAAACCAACAAGGAAAUAGUUCAGUAUCUGAAAAUAUUUAAAGGGAAAAACAUCACUCCUGGAGGUCUGCCUCCUGCCCAUAUUAUCAGAAGGACCAAAUAUGUCCACAGGGAACAAAUAUACAGUUUCGCUUCUUUCAUGCUGUGGACCUUUGUACGAAAAGCACCACCUCCACACAAUCUGAUCAUCUACUUUGGCUCUGCUUAUAUUGCUGUCACAAGGGAAUUUACCGAGUUAGUUCUCAGAGACCAGCGUGCCAUUGAUUUACUUGAAUGGUCCAAGGACACCUAUAGUCCAGAUGAACAUUUCUGGGUGACACUCAAUUCGAUACCAGGUAUGUCUGACUUUCCUCCCACUAUGUCCUCGCUAUUAAUCUAUGUAAUCCUUCUGCCUAACAGGUCUACUAUACUUCAAACAAAGUGGAUCAUUUUAUUUUCUAUUAUUUAA
This is a messenger RNA of Emys orbicularis (European pond turtle), 1035 nucleotides long. Its product is annotated as N-acetyllactosaminide beta-1,6-N-acetylglucosaminyl-transferase-like. The record is from RefSeq and is a predicted model, not a curated record. Gene Ontology annotation, biological process: transforming growth factor beta receptor signaling pathway. Gene Ontology annotation, cellular component: membrane. NCBI's taxonomy places the organism in Eukaryota, Metazoa, Chordata, Testudines, Emydidae. Gene Ontology annotation, molecular function: acetylglucosaminyltransferase activity. Bases 1 to 1035 code for a protein of 344 amino acids. The transcript has a single exon.